AUGUCGACUACUCUCGGCUCGUUUAUAGCUGGUGGUAUCGCAGCUUGUGGUGCUGUGACAGCGUCGCAUCCUUUCGAGACUGUCAAGAUCAGGUUACAGCUUCAGGGAGAGUUGCAAGCAAAAGAUGUGGCUGUCAAGAAGUAUCGGGGCGUGUUACAUGGUGUCUCUGUCAUAUCUCAGAAUGAGGGCAUAAGAGGUUUAUAUCGUGGUAUCGGAUGCGCAUACGUCUACCAAAUCCUACUCAACGGCUGCCGACUGGGCUUCUAUGAACCAGUGAGAGCAUUCACCACGAAUUUGAUCUUUAAAGAUCCGAACGUCCAGUCAUUGGGCGUGAAUGUAUUCACUGGUGCUUCUUCCGGAAUAUUAGGCGCCAUGGCUGGUAGUCCCUUCUUCUUGGUCAAGACGAGGUUACAAUCAUACUCGCCGUUCCUGCCCGUUGGCACGCAACAUAGAUACAAAAAUGCUUUGGAUGGUGUGAAGCAAAUAUACCAGGCUGGAGGUCUACCCACUUAUUUCUUUGCAAAGAGAAGGUUGAUAAAACAUGCUGGCAUGCAGGAUGGUCCGGGUCUACAUCUGCUGAGCUCGGCUUGCUCAGGCUUUGUUGUGUGCUGUGUCAUGCAUCCGCCUGACACGGUCAUGGCUCGUUUGUACAACCAGAACGGUAAUCUAUACAAGGGCAUAUUCGACUGCCUGUACAAAACUGUGUCAACGGAAGGUGUCUUAGCUCUUUACAAAGGCUUCUUCGCCCAUCUAUCACGAAUAUUACCGCAUACGAUCCUCACCUUGACCCUGGCCGAGCAGACGAACAAGAUGAUGAGGUGGGUAGAGAACAAGACUUUGUCAGAGAGCAUUAAAGAGAAGAUCUGA
Messenger RNA from Lithohypha guttulata, 867 nucleotides. It is a transcript of the gene OAC1, whose product is annotated as Mitochondrial oxaloacetate carrier protein. The transcript is spliced from 2 exons. Gene Ontology annotation, biological process: transmembrane transport. NCBI's taxonomy places the organism in Eukaryota, Fungi, Ascomycota, Eurotiomycetes, Chaetothyriales, Trichomeriaceae. Bases 1 to 867 code for a protein of 288 amino acids. The record is from RefSeq and is a predicted model, not a curated record.